Camellia sinensis is the source of this 405-nucleotide messenger RNA. The record is from RefSeq and is a predicted model, not a curated record. Lineage: Eukaryota; Viridiplantae; Streptophyta; Magnoliopsida; Ericales; Theaceae.
AUGGUCUGCUCCGCCGCAAACUCUGACCAAAUUCUGACCAGAAUCUCCGAGUUCGGCCUCUCCGCCUUGCCGGAAAACCAGCUCCACCGCGAGAUGCUCCAAACCGCCUGCGGAACUCCGGCAUACACCUCCCCGGAAGUCUUCCGCCGCCGCGGCUACGACGGCGCAAAGGCCGACGCGUGGUCUUGCGGUGUCAUCCUCUUCCUCUUCGUCACCGGAAACCUCCCUUUCGACGAUUCUAACCUCGCCGCCAUGUACCAGAAGAUUCGCCGCCGUGAAUUCAAAUUUCCCACCCCACUGAUUUUAUAUUUUAUUUUAUUUUAUCCCAUUCCCCCACAUUAUUUCCUUUUUCACCCCCACAUCAUUAUUAUUUUCAACCCACAGCUCCAGGAACCCGCAGUCUGA